This is a messenger RNA of Arabidopsis arenosa, 934 nucleotides long. The record is from the annotation of a GenBank genome assembly. Lineage: Eukaryota; Viridiplantae; Streptophyta; Magnoliopsida; Brassicales; Brassicaceae.
GAAGCUUGCUCGUUAGUGUUGAUAAAGCUACUGGCAUUUUAAAGAUGACUGAAAUCAUUAAAGGGCACCCGAGGCUGCUUCGUGGUUUAAGUUUCUUCUUUCCACAGGUUAAGAAAUCCAUCUCUCCCAAGGAUAACAGUACCAUCCAUCAUGAGGAUAAGAGAACCAUCAUUCUCAAGGCUAAGGCAACCAACCCUCCCGAGGCUGAGCAUCGUGGUGCUAAGUCUAAAUAUACCAUAAGAGAACGUAUUGAGCAUGAUUGGGAAAAUUUUAUGGACAUGCUUAAGACAAGGUUUCGGAGCCUUGAUACUCAUGUAGUUGAGUCAUUUCUCAAGAUAAUGAUAUUGCAUAAUGAAGGAAAGAUGUCUGAAAAGGAGGUUAAAGAGGAGGUCGUUGAUCUUCUCUAUUAUCAUGAAGAUUUGAUUGACAAAGUCGAUGCUGCUAGUGUCAUUGCUAGGGUGGAGGAACUCAUGAAAGAUCACUUGAAUCUGCUUCUUGGUUUCUGUGUCUUCCUUUCAGCUAAAAUGAGUUUUAUCACGAAGGUUAAGGCAAGGUUUCAGGGCGAUGGUAGUCAUGUCGUUGACUCAGUUCUUCAGAUAAUGAAAGUGUACAGUGAGGGAAACAAGUCCAAAAAUGAUGUGUAUCAGGAGGUCGGUGCACUUAUUCAGGGUCAUGGAGAUUUACUCAUGGAGCUUUCAGAGAUUUUCAGUGAUUCAUAGAGUCUAGAGAUUGCUAAAACAGUAAUGGAAGACAGUGUAUACCUUCAGAGACAAAAAGAAGAGUAAAGAUUCAAACGAGAAGAGAGUGCUUUUAGUUUGUUUUGUAAACAUUUGAGUUUAGUUUGAUUAACAUGACAUUCACAAAUAUGCUAUGCUUCUUUUGUAGAGGUUUCUUUGAUAUCAAAUGUUUUUUUCACUAAAUAUUUCUUCGUUAC